This is a messenger RNA of Sclerotinia borealis F-4128, 213 nucleotides long. Lineage: Eukaryota; Fungi; Ascomycota; Leotiomycetes; Helotiales; Sclerotiniaceae. The record is from the annotation of a GenBank genome assembly.
AUGGAGAUUUGGAUGAGUGGGGAUAGAGAUGGAGAUGGAGAUGGAGAUGGAGAUGGAGAUGGAGAUGGAGAUGGAGAUGGAGAUGGAGAUGGGUUGAUGGGGGAGAAGGGGAAAAAGAGAAGGGAAAAAAAGAGAAGGAGGAGGAGAGACGUGAGAUGUAAGCGCAUAUCCAUGCUUAUGGAUGUUGGUAUCGAUGUCGGUAUCGGUGUCUAG